Messenger RNA from Cyphellophora attinorum, 3618 nucleotides. RefSeq names its product putative urea carboxylase. The record is from RefSeq and is a predicted model, not a curated record. Lineage: Eukaryota; Fungi; Ascomycota; Eurotiomycetes; Chaetothyriales; Cyphellophoraceae. Gene Ontology annotation, molecular function: ATP binding; metal ion binding. The transcript is spliced from 6 exons. The coding region runs from base 1 to 3618 and encodes 1205 amino acids.
AUGGAGAAAUUGAAGACACUUCUCGUUGCAAAUCGUGGCGAGAUCGCCACCCGCAUCAUCAGGACAUCAAAGAGGCUCGGAAUCCGCACUAUCUCUAUUUACACUGCCGCUGAUGCUAGCUCGACCCAUGUCUCGGACGCGGACGAGGCGAUUCUCUUGACUGGACCAGACUCCAAGGCAUAUCUGGAUGGCGACCAGAUUGUCGAGAUCGCUAAGUCGAAGAAUGUCGAUGUCAUCAUUCCGGGCUAUGGCUUUCUAUCUGAGAACACCGACUUUGCUCGACAAGUCACUGAAGCGGACAUGGUGUUUGCGGGCCCGAGUCCAAAGGCGAUCGAGGCUUUCGGUAUCAAGCAUACUGCCAGAGAGCUUGCAGAGAAGGCUGACGUGCCGAUUGUUCCUGGUACUAAAGGUCUUGUUGGGUCCGAGCAAGAAGCUGUGGACGAGGCAAACAAGCUUGGAUUUCCUGUCAUGCUAAAGGCCACGGCUGGAGGCGGUGGUAUGGGCUUGCUGACGUGUCACGAUGAGAAGUCUGUCAGAGAAUCCUUCAAAACAGUCCAAUCCCGCGGGGAGACCCUGUUCAAGAACGCAGGCUUGUUCAUCGAGAAGUACUACCCGUCUUCGCAUCAUAUCGAAGUACAGAUAUUUGGCAACGGUCAAGGUAAAGCUAUUCAUUUCGGUGAACGGGAGUGCUCAAUCCAACGGCGCCAUCAGAAAGUCAUCGAGGAGUCUCCCAGUCCAUUCGUGACGGCGCAUCCGGAGCUACGGGAGAAACUUGGUGCUGCCGCGGUCAGGCUCGCAGAAUCGAUUAGCUAUGGAUCUGCUGGGACUAUUGAGUAUCUCGUCGAUGACGAGUCUGGCAAGUUCUUCUUCCUUGAGAUGAAUACGCGUCUACAGGUCGAGCAUGGAAUUACCGAGCUGUGCUACAAUGUGGAUCUGGUGGAGCUAAUGCUCAAGCAAGCCGAUGCCGAAUUGCAGGGCAAGGGUGGACUAGGCGCAGACUAUCUCGCCAGUUUGCAACCAGAAGGACCAAAGGGAGCCGCGGUCGAAGCACGAAUUUAUGCUGAGAACCCAGCGAAGGAUUAUGCACCGUCGCCAGGCACCCUACAAGAAGUAAUGUGGAAGGAAGUGCCAGGUUCUCGAAUCGACACUUGGAUACAUCGUGGCACCAAGGUCACUGCAAACUACGAUCCUUUGCUUGCGAAGGCCAUGGUCUACGCAGAUAGCCGAGAUGCUGCGGUGAAGGGCAUGAUAGACUUAUUGCGCGGCUCGAAGAUUCUUGGUCCACCCACGAAUCUUGACUUUCUAGCCUGCGUGUUGGAGGAUGAGACUGUCAGAUCGGGCAAGACACUCACCAAAUUCCUUUCGACAUUCGACUAUUCUCCGGCUGCCAUUGAUGUGCUGCAAGGUGGUGCGUACACACUGGUCGAGGACUGGCCUGGACGUCCGACCAUCGGUAGAGGCUUCUCACAUUCGGGUCCUAUGGAUCCGCUCGCUUUCCGUAUAGCCAACAGCCUUGUAGGCAAUGACGCGGGAAUAGCUGGACUGGAAAUAACGCUCAGUGGGCCAGAUCUGCGCUUUCUCGGCCCGGCAAUCAUAGCCUUGACCGGUGCACCUAUGGAGGCUUCGAUCGAUGGCAAAGCGGUGCCGUUCUGGCAGAGACUGAAGAUCGAGGCCGGCCAGCGGCUCAAGAUUGGAAAGACAACCGGGGGUGGCUGCAGAUCAUAUCUUGCUAUCUGGGGCGGCCUUCCCACCAUUGCAGAGUGGUUCGGAUCAAAGUCUACCGCACCCAUGACCGCCGUUGGGGGCUAUCAAGGCAGAGCUCUCGCUGCUGGUGAUCUGCUUGGCAUCAGUGGCAAUGUGCCUGAGGUCAAAGGUGAGCUGAAGCUCCCUGAAAAUCUGAUUCCGGAGUAUCCUGAGGAGUGGAACAUUCUAUCCAUGCCGGGUCCGUAUGACGAGGGCUUCAUCACCGAUCAAGCUAUCGAAAACUUGUAUACUACCGAAUUCAAAAUUUCGCACAAUGCUGCGCGCGGUGGUAUCCGCUUGCUAGGUGGCAAGGCAGAAUGGGCAAGAUCAGAUGGUGGUGAGGGUGGAUCCCACCCAUCUAAUGUUAUCGAGUAUGGCUAUCCCGUCGGCGGAUUGAACUGGACCGGUGAUGAUCCAGUCCUGUUCCCAGUCGAUGCGCCUGAUCUUGGCGGCUUUGUCUGCAGCACAACGAUCGUCAAAGCAGAUUAUUGGCGGUUCGGGCAAAUGAAGGCUGGCAACAAGCUGCACUUCGUUCGUGUGUCCUAUGAAGACGCCAUAGCAAAGCGCAAGGAGGUUGAGAAGUUCCUCGCUGACGUGAAUUCGGCCUGCAACGGCAACGGCGAUUUUGAGGCCUCCACGAAGAAAGAAAAGGCGAUCAUCCACAAGAUUGAAGAAAAAGGCAACAACCCACUUGUGUCAUACCGGCAGGGUGGUGAUGACUUCAUCCUGGUUGAUUAUGGUCACGGUGCUUUCGAUCUCAACUACCGCUGCCGUUCAGUUGCACUCUACCGGAAGCUCAAAGAGCAAAAGGGCGAUAUUUCCUUCGGUGCAGGCACAAUCUACACAGGCAUGGCGUGUGGCAAUUCUUUGAUGAUCUAUUACGAUUCGUUGACUGUUGGCCGAGACAAUAUGAUGAAGCUCCUGCUCAAGCUUGAGGACGAAAUGGGAGAUCUCAGCUCAUCCAAGUUUCCUAGUCGCUUGUAUAAGCUGCCAAUUGCAUGGAAUCACACCAAACAGAAGGAAAGCCUGAAGCGAUAUAUGGAGACACAAAGGCCAUAUGCGAGCUAUCUACCUGAUCCUGCAGAGUUUGUUGCAGAGAAUAAUGCUUUCUCGGAAAGACAACUGCGUGACAUCUUCACAAAGUCCAGCUUCAUGACCGUUGCCGUUGGCUUUUUCGUGGCUUUGCCUCUGAUGCUUCCCAUUGAUCCUCGACAGCGGAUGCAAUCUCCCAAGAUGAAUCCAUCUCGCGUACACACGCCCGAGGGUCAGGUCGGAUGGGGCGGGUCUUGCAUGGCCCUGUACAAUGUUGAGAGUCCGGGUGGCUACCAAAAUAUUGGCCUCUCAAUCCCUUGCGCUGAUGUGCUUGGCUUCAAGAAGAGCUAUGCAGCCGAGCGGCCCUGGCUUGUGGAGGACUUUGACCAAGUGCAAUUCUAUGAAGUGUCCGAAGAAGAAUACGACAAGAUGCUGGCAGUCUUUCACAGUGGUCGUUAUGUGUAUGAAUACGAGGACACAGAGUUCGAUCUGGCAAAGCAUAACGAUCUGCUGGCUGAAACGAAGGAUGAAGUUGAGCGAAUCCGAAAAGAUCAGACUAAGCUCAAGACGCCAUGUCUGGACACCAUUGACGAGCUGCUGAAUGAUCCGGAGAUCAUCGCUGUGGAAGCACCUCUCAAUGCCAACGUGUGGAAGAUCGAAGUCAAGGAGGGCGACAAGAUUAAGCUCGAGCAGGUGGUGUCCAUCCUGGAGGCGAUGAAGUUGGAAAUCCCUGUGAAGGCUGAGGAGAGCAUGGAAGGUGCGGUCGUCGAGAAAAUGAUCUCGAAACCUGGUGAGACGGUCGAAGCGGGCAAGCCAAUAAUGCUGCUGAGGAAGGGCAAGUAG